Linum trigynum is the source of this 240-nucleotide messenger RNA. NCBI's taxonomy places the organism in Eukaryota, Viridiplantae, Streptophyta, Magnoliopsida, Malpighiales, Linaceae. The record is from the annotation of a GenBank genome assembly.
AUGGAAGCUUCUUUAAUGGACGUGUCUUCGUUCGUAGUGGCACCAAACGAGAUCAUCCAUGUUGUUGAAGGUAAGGAGAAGAGGGUAACACGUGGUAACGUUAAGAAUUUGAGAUUCAGAAAGAAUGUUAUAGAGGGUGAACAGACACAUCAUGAGGGUGGUGGCGGCGGCGAUGAUGUUGGAGGAAGGUUGAUGGAUGUUGUCAUCAAUACGACUACAGGCCCAGUAGAUGGAAAGUAA